AAGCAAUUGUACCAGAUACUAAAGGACAGUUUAAGCAUAUAGUGCAAUUCAAGCUAGCCCAAAACAUCACUAUUGACAAAGUGUCUAAUCUACAAUCAGUAGAUGAAACUAUCAUGACAAUACCCCUCCUGACAUCUCAUUAUCAAUCAUCAAGUCAAGACUUCUAA
Racocetra persica is the source of this 167-nucleotide messenger RNA. The record is from the annotation of a GenBank genome assembly. Lineage: Eukaryota; Fungi; Glomeromycota; Glomeromycetes; Diversisporales; Gigasporaceae.